Sycon ciliatum is the source of this 1535-nucleotide messenger RNA. Its product is annotated as lamina-associated polypeptide 2, isoforms beta/delta/epsilon/gamma-like. Lineage: Eukaryota; Metazoa; Porifera; Calcarea; Leucosolenida; Sycettidae. The transcript is spliced from 2 exons. Bases 121 to 960 code for a protein of 279 amino acids. The record is from RefSeq and is a predicted model, not a curated record.
CACAUACGAAAUCCGUGUCUUGUUGUUCCCCACGGCAUGUCAGACUCUCCUUUUCUCUCUUUCCAAUCUUGGUUCACAUUCUAGUUCCCUGAAAGCUAUCGGUGGCAUAAUUUGUUGAGAAUGGCGACGUUGACAGUUGCUCAGCUGAAGGAUGAGCUCAAGAAGCAAAAGGUGCCAUUCGAGGAUGGAAGGCUGAAGAAGUACUACGUUGACCUCUAUACGAACUCAAGAAGGAGGUCAGCCCCACCAACAGCCUUCUCUGAUGAUGAAGAUAAGCCAUCAACGGCCCAACUUGCAUCACCCAAGGGCAGGCGGUCCCUUGUCCGUCGCCCAACCCCCUCGACACCGCAAAAGAACAGCGACUCUGCCAGUGAUCUUGAUGACGAUGCACUGCGCCAGGAGCUCACCAGACGUGGUCACACACCAGGACCAAUCACGGCUUCAACCCGUGACUUGUAUAGACGUAUCUUGAGGGACAGCAUCAAUGCUGACGCUUCAGGCACACCACAGAAGAACGCUUCAGCUCCUGGCACCCCAGCUAAGAAGGUGAAGUCCAAGCCACUUCUCCUAUCUGAUGAUGAAGGCACAUCAGAGACAGACAGUGGGGCUAGCAAAUCUCCAAGCAGGAGAUCCCGCAGCAGUUCGCUCACUCGGCGCCGCUCUGAAAUUGAAAAGCUCCAACUGAAUAAUCCAGGACCACGCAUGGCAGACAUUGUUCCUGACGGAGCCUCGCCCGCCCCUCUACCUCGUAGUCGCCGUGCUAUAACACAGCGCGAUUCCUCUGUGGAGCCCGAAGCGAAACCUGUAGCAACGACAUCAUCAUGCGACAUUCUUGGCGGCUCUUCCCGACGACAGGCAAUCAUCAUGCUAGUGAUUUUGAUAGCUAUGGCAAUCUCAGUAGUGUUUGCUUUGCGCUACGGUAUCAACAUGCCUCUGCCAAGCGUGCCAAAGAAGCGCUAGACGUGUUCUCCUUUGGGGCGAAUCCAGAGCCCCGUAUUUGAAAUGACUCACGCAAAUCGUCGCGUAUUAGAUAGGGUGCGUGGUUGUUUGGCAACCAAUCAUGACAACACAGAAUGUGAGAAACAGACUACUUCCCAGCCAAAGCUGACUUUCAUCAAACUGAAGACAGUGUGAGACCUCCCCCCAUAUAUAUAUUUGAUGUUGAAACUUAUAAUGCAUAUUGCAUGAUCAGCGUAUAGUAGAUGUGUUUGCUUUUUUCGGUGGUCAAGUCUUCAUUGCACUCUCUCAUAUAAAUCAUGCUAUUAGUGGUUGUUUAGUAGAACACUGGCGUCUAUGCAUGCUUGCCUGUCUCGAUGUAUUUGUUGAAUUGCCUUAGCCGUCCAUUUCCAAAUUGCACUAUCUUCAUCUUACUCAUUCCUUUCUCAGCGCUGAUCCAUAGGCUCUCUUUGUGGAUAUUUUCCUUUUCCAGCGUGUUUUCUUAUUCUAUAGUGGUCGCUGUAGUCAUGGCGCAGUUUGCUCAUCCACUGGCUUGAGGCUUAUGGUGUCUUAGCUACAAUUGUUCUUGUAGGUAUCGA